AAUGAAUAAUAAUAGCAAUAACAAUAACAAAUAUAUGUGUAUGGAAGUGGGUUAUGAUGAUCCUGAUAAAGAAUAUGAAACCCUUGAUGAUGACACUUAUACAGAUAAUUUUUCUAUACCCACAUCAUCAACAACGACUUCUUUGAUAAAUAUUGAUCAAAAUAGCUAUUGUAUUGAUUUUAAUGAGGAGUCAUUAAGCAAUGUAAAAAAAUUUAUUGAAAAUUCCGAAGAAUUUUUAGAUAGAAAAGAUGAUAAUGAUAUAGAUUGGUUAUCAUCAGAUUUUGAUGUGCAAUCUGAUGUGGGUUCUUUGUGGGCUUCAACCAUUGAUGAGUUUGAAGAAAAAAAUACUAUUAAUGAUAAUGAUAGAUGUGUAAUUGUUGAUCUUGUGAAUGGAAAGUUACAACAUUGUAAAAAUACUAUAUUUCGUCCUCUUUGUCAACUUUUGGGUAUCUGGGAAUUAGAUUUUGAUGAGGUUAAUAAAGCCAUCAAAGUGAACCAACCAGAUGCGACAGCUCUAUUGGGUACAUGCUCAAGUCACUACAGUUUUGAUAAUAAAAAUCAUUUAUCACAUUUAAAAAACAGUGUUCCUACUCAUGAUGCAUGGAUAUAUAAAAGAUGUUGUUUAGGAGAUGGAUGUACACAACAUUCUAAGAGCGUUUUAGAACGAAAUGUUCAUGUACCAUGUUGUGGUUUAAAAGUUUGUCCAGUUUUUGUUGAAAAUAUUUUUGUGGGUUCAACAAAUGAAACAUAUCCACAAUAUAUCUUCACAUUAUGUUUUGAAUCCGAAGGGGGACACAAUUACCAACAAAAAGGUAGAGGUGUGAAAGCAUUACACACUUGUAUUGAAGACCACAAUGAAGACAAUUCCAAGUCUCUCAAGCUCUUUGGAGAAUGGUUACAAAAUAUUUCAACAUCAUCCGAUCAAAUAAUUAAAAAUUUACUUCUUGAAGAGCUCUUAGUUUCACUUUCAAAAUUUUUUAAAAGAAAACAAUUGUUACAAACGCAACCAACUUCUAUAUCUGAUGGUAAAUCAUUAUUACUUAAACACCAAUUUGAUAAAAUCCAAAUAAUUUUGCUUCAUGAAGUUGAGGAGUCAGCGAAAUUCUUCAUUAAUACAAUUAACAUAACCCAUGAAGAACAACUUAAAGAUAUCUUCUAUCAAUUGAGUAUUAAAGGCAUUUUUGCAAUUAUCCUUAUAAAAAAAGAUAGCACAUUAAACCAUAAUGUAAAUAUGAAAAUUUACAAACACCAGUAUCAAGAUACUACUAAAUAUGAUGGUUAG
This is a messenger RNA of Entrophospora candida, 1282 nucleotides long. The record is from the annotation of a GenBank genome assembly. NCBI's taxonomy places the organism in Eukaryota, Fungi, Glomeromycota, Glomeromycetes, Entrophosporales, Entrophosporaceae.